UCAGGGAGAGGUGCUGUUUUCUAACUCAGAGUCCAAAGGCCCAGCUCACACCCUGCUGGACAACAGAAGAAAAGCCAGAGGCACCAGACGCCUUAGAUGCCUGCGGACACCAGACAACCAGACUGAAAGCUCUCCUGAGGGAACUGGCCACCCAGCCCAAGUGGGGAAGCCCGCGGGGAGAACACAGCUCCUGGAGAACCUCACGUCUCCCAGAAGGCAAGUGAGCCCCUGGGAUGAGGCUACUCAAGCUGCUGAUUUUCCUGGCCCACUGGGGAGUGGCCAGAGCUGAACCAGGGAAGUUCUGGCACAUCUCUGACCUGCACCUCGACCCCGAUUACAAAGUAUCUGAAGACCCCUUCCAGGUAUGCCCAUCAGCCGGCUCCCAGGCGGUGCCCAACUCAGGCCCCUGGGGUGACUACCUCUGUGAUUCUCCCUGGGUCCUUAUCAACUCCUCCAUCUACGCCAUGAAGGAGAUCGAGCCAGAGCCAGACUUCAUCCUCUGGACAGGUGACGACACGCCUCACGUCCCCAAUGAGAGGCUGGGAGAGGAGGCCGUGCUGGACAUUGUGGAGCACCUGACCAAGCUCAUCAGAGAGGUCUUUCCAGAUACUAAAGUAUAUGCUGCUUUGGGAAAUCAUGACUUUCACCCCAAAAACCAGUUGCCAGCAGGAAGCAACAAUAUCUACAAUCGGGUAGCAGAACUGUGGAGACCCUGGCUCAGUAAUGAAUCCAUCGCUCUCUUUAAAGAAGGCGCGUUCUAUACUGAGACGUUGCCAGGGCCAAGGCGGACUGGGCGAAUUGUGGUCCUCAACACCAAUCUGUACUACAGCAGCAAUGAGCAGACGGCCAGCAUGGCCGACCCUGGCCAGCAGUUCCAGUGGCUGGAAGAUGUGCUGAGCAACGCGUCCAGAGCUGGGGAAAUGGUGUACAUUACUGGCCACGUGCCCCCCGGGUUCUUUGAGAAGACACGGAACAAGGCGUGGUUCCGGGAGGUCUUCAAUGAGAAGUACCUGAAGGUGAUCCAGAAGCACCAUCGGGUCAUCGCGGGGCAGUUCUUCGGGCAUCACCACACCGACACCUUUCGGAUGUUCUACGACGAUGCAGGUGCCCCCAUCAGUGCCAUGUUCCUGACACCUGGAGUCACCCCGUGGAAAACCACAUUACCUGGAGUAGUCAACGGGGCCAACAACCCAGGCAUCCGGGUGUUCGAAUACGACCGAGCCACACUGAGCCUGCAGGACAUGGUGACUUACUUCGUGAACUUGAGCCAGGCUAAUGCGCAGGGGUCGGCGCGCUGGGAACUGGAGUAUCGGCUGAGUGAGGCCUACGGAGUGCCCAACGCAAGCGUCAGCUCCAUGCACGCAGCGCUAGGCCGCAUCGCCAGAGACCAGGGCACGCUGCAGCGCUACUAUGUCUACAAUUCAGUCAGCUACGACAAGUGGGUCUGCAGCGAGGCCUGCCGAGACGAGCACGUGUGUGCGAUGCGCGAGGUGGCAUUUGACGCGUACUCCGCCUGCCUGCGCGCCCCCGGGAAUGUUCCGACGUGCUGGCUCCCGCUCCUGCUGGCGGUGCAGUUCGGUCUGUGUGCGUUGCUCGCGCUGACCUGGGCGCCGCCUGCUGGAUCUCUGGGCUCGCCUUUCUCCGGUAAAUGGGAGCCCAUGACACUCACUGAGGUCUGGACUUUUCCAGUUUCCCCGACGUCCGCAGAGUGGAGGGUGGGAUAGCCAGACCACGAAAUGCAGCCCAAAGACCCUACCACAAGCACAUUUCUUCCAAGUUUCACGUUUUAUGUAAAAAAAACAAACAAAAAAAACAAAAAAACCCACAAUUCAUUAU
Artibeus jamaicensis (Jamaican fruit-eating bat) is the source of this 1836-nucleotide messenger RNA. It is a transcript of the gene SMPDL3B, whose product is annotated as sphingomyelin phosphodiesterase acid like 3B. Gene Ontology annotation, molecular function: sphingomyelin phosphodiesterase activity. The record is from RefSeq and is a predicted model, not a curated record. Gene Ontology annotation, biological process: sphingomyelin catabolic process. NCBI's taxonomy places the organism in Eukaryota, Metazoa, Chordata, Mammalia, Chiroptera, Phyllostomidae.